GCGGGAUUUCAACGAGUCCCAGGAAUUCCCUUUUGUUCGCUGGAGUAAAGACAGUGCGCAACUGUGAAUGCAUUGUUUUGCGUUGGAAUUUCACGCUACAUGCGCAGAAAUGGUACGGCGGGAUUAAGUUUAGCUCCGAAGCACCGAGCAGACAACAGCGGGUUUGUCAUCCGCAAGUAAUCGAAGGAGCAAAGUGAACGAGUGGCUUUCUCCGUGAUAGGCAGUGUAAUUAAGCCCGAGCCGCAGCCACACAGCCGGCGCUUGAAUUCGUCAAACAACCUUUUUGUUUUGCACUUCCUCCUAUCAACCAUAUUGGGCAGUUCGGAUGUUCAAAAGAACGGAAUUGCAAAUAACGAAUAACAAAGCAGCCCACCCGAGAAACAUCUGCGAAUUCGCGGGAAUGGAAACAAUGAACUGAACGAAAGCUGUUGGUAUUAACUGGUCUGAAUUAGCGAAUAUUGUACAAAAAAGAAAGCAAGACUAUUUAUAUUAAGUUUUUUUUACGCGGCCGCCCAUGCUUAUAGGGGGUUGCGAUGAUGGAGCAACAGAAUGAUUUAAGCGAGAGCAAAACUGCUCGGUCCGCUCCCGUACCAUUGCCGCGCCCAAGACAGCACGUGAAUCAGGAGUUGAACACACAACAAUCGACAGCCUAUGUGAACGUAACUGUAGAACCCAUUCCUUCGAAUAACAUACCCGUACCGACACCGAGACAGCGUACAAAAAUUGUGAUAUUUGACGAGCAGCAAAAGCCGAAGGAAGGCACCGAGUGUGCACAGGAUGCACAUUAUCAGAACGUCGUUAUCGUGCGUCCUGCACCGCCAAGCCCGGCAAAACUAAGCCAAGACGCAGCGGCCCGUAAAACUGUAUCGAAUGAGUCCGGUGGUUUCCCGGCCCCUGACACAUCGCUAAAAGACAACCUAAGGGAGUUGAAGCUACAUAACGAGCUUCGUAAUUCCGGCACGAACCAACGUGCUUCAGAUACGGUCGAACAACCGACCGAUGAGCGUACAGAGGAAGAAAGACAGUCGCCGGUGGAUGGUAAGUACAAAACCUUAUCCCCAGGUGAUCUGUUCAAAACCAUCGGUGCUGCGUCGCGCAUGCUUACCGAAUCGAUUGGUGAGCGGGUUGCGCACAAAACGAAGAAGGUUGCACAUAACGUCCGCAACACCGGCACGAGCCUGGUGGCUUGGGGUCAAGAAUCGCGUAAGAGUGCCGCCGGCAAGCUGCUUAAAAGCGUGGGUGCUAAACCAGAAAAGACGGCCGGAACGGAACAGACUGUUGGAACGGAGCAGACUGCUGGAACGGAGCAGAAAGCGAGCCGCAAAUCGAAGAGCGCAUCGAACAGUCCGAAAACGGCACGUCCACAUUCGCUCGCCUCGCCGGAUGUGAUUGGAAAGAUUCGUUUUGAUAGUCCACUGAUGAAUAAUGCCGUUGCUGCGGGUGGUGGACCGUCGCGCACAGUUCAGGCAACGUACGAUAUACCGAAGAAAAGCAAUCAACUUACCAACGUACGAUCAGCGGAUUCGACGCCAACGUCUACGGCACCGUCGUCGCACGGUGGUAGCGUACGGGUAAGCAGCAGCAGUUUGGCCUCGUCCGAAGGUGCCGAAAAUGCACGUGGACGGUUCGAAAGAAAUGCACCCGCCAGCCAAAGUCUGUACAGUCGCGUCAUUCCGAAGCGUAAUCGGGGAGCAACGGGCACGAACGAAGUGGUCGUACCGCCACCGGGACCACUAGCACGCACCAGCAAGAACAAGAGUGAAUCGAACCUGUACGAAUCGAUCUUUUACAUCGGCCCACCGACAAUGACGGAGAGCAAUGUGAAUGAUGGAGUAUACGGGAAGCUUAACAUUAUACCGCGCUCCAAAAUUUCCAGCUCGAGCAGUAGCCUUUCGGAGCACGAAGCGGUUGGAUCGGAAGAGGACAAUACCGUACACGAGACGAUCCGGAGCGGUGUGCGGGUACGUGACAAAGCAGCACCACCCAUUGCGAAUUCGCCGAAAGCCACACGUCCCGCCAUUACUCGUCGCAUAUUUUCACGUCGUCUAUCAGCUGGCGAAAUGGAACAACAGCAACAAAACUUACGAUCAGAUUCGUGGAAUUUUUAUGACGUUACAAAUACCGCUGCAUCCGGGAGCGCGAGCACUUGCGAUGCACGUAAGCAGGAGGAGAAAGAGAACGAAGAAGAAGAUGAAGAGGAGGAUGAGGAAGUGAUUAGCAUUUCGCAUAUAAGCACACCGGAACCGUUUUACGAGAAUAGCGAACCGGGGCAAAUGCCAGUACCGAUUUCUGUUCAGCUUGCGCAAAUGCGUACGUUCGAUGUGCUGCAACCGGUACCGAUCGGUGUGGAAGGCGUCCAUCAGCGGCACGAUUACGACGAGGUAUCGAUUGCGGACAUUAUAGAUGAGUUCGAUCCGUUGGCCGGUACCGUGAACGUUGGUGCGGCACUGGAAGCCAUCAUCGAGCAGGACGGCAGCAGUGGACAUGACAAGCAGGACGGCAACUUGGCACUGAUCGAGAAUCUGCUCGGUGCGGAAUCUUACAGCCGGAUGCCGAAGCGUUUGUCGGGAAAGUUGCCUACGGAACGUUGUCCAAAACCACCGCAACGUUCGGAUUCGUUGCACGUGAUGGGGACGUUUACGGUUGCAGCAGGCGAUGCUGUUGCAGCGGAGACGGCAACACCAAUGGUAGCACCGGUGCGUGCAGUACCUGCAAAGCCGGUGCGCCGGAAGGUAAAUUCCACCAGCAGACCGGUGGAACAAACUGUCAGUCAGAUUAUUCAUCAAAAUCUAAACCUUCCCGCGGGCAGUGUGUACAACUUGGUGGAACUAGAGGAACGAUUGAUUGAACCACAUCUUGCGCAAACUGGUGACGAUGAGUCGGCGAAUGGAGAUGUACCAGUGGAUUUGAGCUACCCACGGGAACCACAAACGAACUGGUAUGUGGGGGAGGACGAGGAGCAACAAACAGCUCAAGGUCAAGUUCGGUUAAAUACCAACCAUUACAGAAAGCGCGUAACGGUGGAUCCUAUUAAUGAAAAUCGUCCCGCUAACGCAAGUGCCGAACCCGUUGAGAAAGUUUCCAAAUCACCGUUUAUGCCGGAGGCUUCGAGUAGCAGUAGUGGUCGUCCUACCCGUGAGGAAGAAGGUUUAAUUGACGAUGGACGAACGUCCUAUCUGCCUACCUAUUUCGAAGCGAUCGGUGGUACUGAUCCACUUUUCGAACGGGGACUUGCUGGAUCACCUGCCGCAACUGCUGCUGCCAGUCCUGCUGGUGGCACUACCGGUGCCAUUGCCAAAUCGUCUAGCGUCGCUACAAAGCUGCUGAAUGUGCUGAAGCGCAAACCAAGCUUCAACAAAGGUACCGGCGAACACAAUUCCACCGUACUGACUACGCUAGAGAUGGUACCGAAGCCGAAGCUGACUGAGCGGCUUAUAUCGCACAAAGGGCACGUGCUGAAGUUUCCCUCCGGCAAGAUCGGUGACGUGUUGAACGAACUGUCACCCAGGUCGGUGGUGUUGCGGGAACGCAUCUUCCAGACGUAUCUUGAUCCGCAGCAAACGCUGCCGAAGGAGGCGAUCCAUCUACGCCACAUCCUGUCGGUGCAGAGCAUACUGCAGCACAAGUUUGCCGGUGAGGGAAGGCUCGAUCUGCACUGCUUCGAGGUGGUGCUCGGCAUACCGAAGGGUGCCAGCUCAUCCAUCACGAGCGGUGGUGGUGGUGGUGGCGGUGGGGCGGGUUUAUCCGCACUCGCUGCUGCGUCGAUGUCUACUAAUCCGGAUUUGCUGAUAACGAGUGGCUCUAGUGCGAACGUGAAGCUCGCACGCCAGUCGUACAUGUUCGGCACGCACAAACGUUCCGACCGGAACCUUUGGAUGGCGAAAGUGCUCCAAUCGGUGACGGAUGUAUUUGGUGGCGAGAGUGAUCUACUGCGCGAAUUUCUGCGGGCCGGUUGGUGUUAUGCGAAAAAGUCCGUCUCGGCACCCUGGUCCGGUGCCUGGUUGCUGCUGGCGAAACGAAAGCUGUACCUGUACAGCUUCACCGACAAUCGGUUGGAGGAGCUGGAUCUGCGGAAGGCCCGGUGUAUCGGAGUUGUCGACAACGAACCGGAAACGAUCGGUACACUGUACGUCGAGCACGGUCCUAGUCUGUUUAUCGACUGUCCGCCAUAUACGACGCUGUACUUCGUGAUGGGGUCACCACGAGAAACGCAGAUCUGGCACAAGGUGAUCCGACAGGUGGCACACAAAAAUGGAACAACGCUACACGGUCAGCAGCUGACGCGCGGUGACGUACCGGUGCUGAUCGACAAGUGUAUCAACUUUAUCUACGCCCACGGUUCCAUGUCGGAGGGUAUCUACCGGAAAUCCGGCUCACAGUCGGCCAUGGUACGCAUCCUGCAACUGUUUAACGAGGAUGCGUUCAACGUGCAGCUUACGCGGAACGAAUACAACGAGUACGAUGUGGCGGGUGCGCUGAAAAAGUUCAUCCGCGAGCUACCGGGUUCAUUCUUCGGCAGCUAUGCGGCAUCGUUCGUUGCGAUCGGUACGCUAAGCGGUGCGGCGGACGGACAACAGCUCAAGAUCGAUUCGUACCGUCAGUUACUCGAACGAUUGCCACGAAUCGAGUACUGUACGCUGAAGAAGCUGCUUGGCCAUCUGGCAUUCAUUGCAUCGCUCGAGCCGCACAAUCGGAUGGGUAUCCCCAAUCUGGCGAUGAUCUGGGGCUCGGUACUGCUUGCGAACGCUAGCCAGAACACGGUACAGGAGCGGAGUGGCUACCAUCAGCAGGAUGCGGAUGUUGUUGCGGAUCUGAUUCGCCUGUACAGCAACCUGUUCCCGGUGGCCGCUGACGAGCUGUACAAGGAGCAACUGAUGCUGACGGUGCUGAAGAAGUACCAUGCGGCGGCGGAAAAUCUGUCCGACGCGGUUAAACAUUCGGGCGAUUUGAAGGUGUGGAUAACGAUCGACUGCGACAAUCCACCGGAAGUGGAGAGCAGUAUACGCGUCGUUGGGAAAAACAGUACCGGAAAGGAGGACAAAGCACAAGUUAAUGUGGAUGUAAAUCCAACCAAGACUGCCGCUGAUAUAUGCAAGGAGCUGGCAGCAAAAACCAAACACCCCUGGUACAAACUAACGCUGUACGAGGUGAUCGCAAACGAUGCACUCAUCCGUCCCAUACACUACAGCGAGAAGGUGCUUGAGAUAGUUGUUCGGUGGACGUACUGGGACGAGUCGGAUCGUAAAAAUAACUACCUAACGCUUAAGCCAACGACUACACUGAAUGAUGUGUAUCGAACCAUCCAGAAAGCACCGGUAUUGACACCGACGAUGGAGCUGAGGUUUGCUGAGCGCAAGACAAAGACCCUGCGCAGCUAUCAGCUCCAGCUCAUUGGUCGUGGAUUGGUGGUGUUGAAAAAGAUGGAAAAGAAGGACAAAGGUUUCGAGGAGGUGGCGAAGAUCGAUCUCGCGCAAAUGACGGCGUAUAUCGGAUGUGAGCCGAAGCGUGACUGUUCCAGCCUACGGUGGGCAAUCACACUAGUGGAUCAUAGUUUCAAGAAAAGAACACGCGAUUCACCGUACAUCGGCCAUGUGUUUGGUGGAUUCGAUUACGCUAGCCAAAUACUGUGGUAUUCGAGCAUUCUUUACAGUCAGUAUAAGGACGACAUUCUUCCUAGCGGGGAUUUGUUUUUCUAAACCGAACGUUUUUAUUUUUAUCUAGGAAAGCCCUUAUUAGUAAGUAAGUACAUGUGCAUUUUACAUUUUUGAUGUUAUAUAGUUAAAGAACUAUAACCAUGCAAAAGAGGGGUGGAGUGAGGGAUAAUAGGGAAUAGAUGAUCGUGAGCAAAUGUGCAUUAUAGAAUUAUUUGUUUUUAAAUAUCGAUUGUUAUACAUAUGUUAUCUAAAAUUUUUAUAAUGUGUAUUCAGCAGUAACCGUACCGUUAAUGUGAUCGCAAUAAUGCGGAAUUGAGCCAUAUUAAAAUACGUUCAUUCCAAACGAUAUAGUAAAAAGUUAAACAUAGUUGCCGUUACGUAAGAUUACAUUAAUUGUAACAAUAAAAUUAGACCUAAUCUGUUUGUUGAAAA
Messenger RNA from Anopheles funestus (African malaria mosquito), 6086 nucleotides. RefSeq lists its product as uncharacterized. Gene Ontology annotation, biological process: signal transduction. The coding region runs from base 534 to 5696 and encodes 1720 amino acids. The transcript is spliced from 6 exons. NCBI's taxonomy places the organism in Eukaryota, Metazoa, Arthropoda, Insecta, Diptera, Culicidae. The record is from RefSeq and is a predicted model, not a curated record.